Messenger RNA from Protopolystoma xenopodis, 575 nucleotides. NCBI's taxonomy places the organism in Eukaryota, Metazoa, Platyhelminthes, Monogenea, Polystomatidea, Polystomatidae. The record is from the annotation of a GenBank genome assembly.
GCUCAGACCACCCGAUUAAUCCUCCAGAGACUAAAGGGGAUCCUUUUGAGGUGGCAAAAUGGCCCGAUGCAGUGCCAGCUGAAAUAAUUUGGCUAAAGGGAAUCGCUCACAUCUUAUCUUCUAAGCCGGUUACUAAGACCAGCCUAGAGAACGGUUCUUCCGGCGACCCGUCCAUUGUUGAGACCGCAGACGUUAGCUCGAUGCUGCCUGAGUUUGAAGUCCCAUCGUUGCAAACGUUUUUAAAUGAUGCCAGCAUUCUUCAUACCUUCGUGGCAGAUGGGCCUCUAAAGUCAUUCUGCUACCGACGACUUAGUUAUCUCCAGUCCAAGUUUUCUCUUCACAGCCUGCUCAACGAGGCCCGAGAGUCAGCCGAGCAGAAACGAGUUCCACAUCGGGACUUCUAUAACAUACGUAAGGUAGACGAAACGAGUCUAUCUGCCUCCUAUAGGCACCUCCAAGCAGUAGGCGGAUGCAUUAGCUACCCUGUGGACAGUCUUGUGCAUUUUGCCUUCCCUUUCUUUCAUAUGGGCCUUGCAUUGAUGCCUUGGAUCUGUGUUAAAGAUGGAUCUCGUUAA